AUGGCGAUUCGUCUGUCAAAGAGAAUUCGUCUCCGAUUAAUAAUACUGAUUUCGACGUCAUUCUUCGUUGUGGAAAUAGCCGUCGGGUUCUAUACACACUCCUUGGCCUUGAUUGCUGACGCAUUCCAUUAUCUGAACGACCUCAUCGGAUUUGUUAUUGCACUGGUUGCUUUAGAGUUGACUGAAAGCACUCAAUCUCCGCCGACGUGGCUAUCUUUUGGAUGGCAGCGAGCACAAAUUCUCGGCGCAUUCUUUAAUGGGGUCUUUUUAUUUGCUCUUGGGGUUAGCACAGCCUUGCAGUCCAUCGAAAAAUUCAUUUUCAUGCACAACGACAUUACACGCCCGGAAAACAUAUUGAUAGUGGCUUGCAUCGGUUUGGUGUUAAAUAUUUGCAGUGUCAUACUUAUCCAUGGUGUGCUUGUUGCGUUCUUAUUUCCAAUGGGCAGUACUCAUUUUCUACUGGGACAGAUCAUGGUCACAAUCAUACACAUCCUAGCGAUGGACGGACAAAUAGGAGACGUCAAGUCCAGUCACGACCUCAACUCCCUCGGUGUCUUGAUACAUCUGCUCGGAGAUGCGCUCAACAAUAUCGGCGUCAUGGUUUCUGCGCUUGUUAUCUGGUUGACAAAGCAUGAGGGCCGGUUUUACGCAGACCCGGCAGCUAGCAUGCUUAUUGCAUGUAUGAUUAUGUUGACUUCCGCCCCGCUAGCCCUAAGUUCCGGUCGUAUCCUUAUACAGAGUCUUCCAACGAACGUCAACUGCGAAGACGUGAACAGAAUUUUGACCUCUGUACCUGGUGUCCUCGCAGUACAUGACCUCCGCCUCUGGCGCCUCAAUCAUCACAAGAAUAUCGCUUCGGUACAUGUCCUUAUCGACGGUCAAACGAGUAUGCGUGAAUGUUCCAGCAUAAUGAAAUCGAUCAGACAGCGCCUACAUGCACUCGGUGUACAUUCGAUUACGAUACAGCCGGAGGUUGUGAGAGCAUCUUAUGUUGUCACUGGAGUUGCAGGAGACAAUGAAGGAGUAGUACCGGAAUAUGGGAAAUGA
Talaromyces stipitatus ATCC 10500 is the source of this 1047-nucleotide messenger RNA. RefSeq names its product cation efflux protein/ zinc transporter, putative. Gene Ontology annotation, molecular function: zinc ion transmembrane transporter activity. The record is from RefSeq and is a predicted model, not a curated record. Gene Ontology annotation, cellular component: membrane. The coding region runs from base 1 to 1047 and encodes 348 amino acids. Lineage: Eukaryota; Fungi; Ascomycota; Eurotiomycetes; Eurotiales; Trichocomaceae. Gene Ontology annotation, biological process: zinc ion transmembrane transport; intracellular zinc ion homeostasis. The transcript has 8 exons.